UCGAGCGCUGAACAAAAUCAGACCGCACGUCACAAUAUUUAGUAGCAAUUGCUCAUCUGCGCAGCCGUGCCCUCCCCACCUCCGUGCACCUUCUCGGCCCCCUCCUAGCGCCCCCAUCCUCCCGCCGCCUUUGGUGUCUCUUCGUCUUAGAUCCCCCAUUCCCCGUCACUCGUUAGUCGAGCGCGUCACCGCCAUGCCCGCACCCGGCAUGGGCGGCUUCCGCGACCUCGCUCCGCGCGCAAUGGGGAGGUGGCUCCGGGGCACGAUGGCGCCAUGGCGGCGAGCGGCGGUGGAGGAACCUUGAACCGAUUGUCAGGCAGUGGCAGCGGGGGAAACCUAAACCGUCUAUCAAACGACACUGUAACGGGGAUGAUGACGUCAACAUCGUCCCCGCCUCGGUACCGCCCCAACGCAGCUGCAGGCGGGCCGGCGUUUUUGGGGUCGCCGGCCAUGAGCGACGCCAUGGGCAUGGGGGGAGGCAUGGGACCGCCCAUGGCGGGCGCGAUGGGGGGGCCGAUGGGGGCCAGCGGCAGAAGCGGCGGGGCAGCAGCGCGCGGUACUACUACCAGUUGGUGGCGGUGGUGCGGCAGAACCUGCCUUAUUUGGUGAUCGCGCUGCUGCUGGCCGUCAUCGCGCUCAUGCGCACGCCCGC
Molecule: messenger RNA, 652 nt
Organism: Closterium sp. NIES-67
Lineage: Eukaryota; Viridiplantae; Streptophyta; Zygnematophyceae; Desmidiales; Closteriaceae
Source: the annotation of a GenBank genome assembly